UUAAAACAAAAACAUCAAGGUUGUAUUUACCUGACUUUAAACAUUAUUGUGUCGUCUUUUAAACAUGAAAUUAUUAUUGCUAAUAGUGCUAAUUAAUAGCAAUUUUUUGGUGGCACUUGGUACUUCUGACCCACUAGUGGACAUACCACCACUAGGAGUACUACAGGGGGGUUAUAAAACAAGUCUCAAAGGUCGAACAUUUUAUUCUUUUGAAGGAGUACCUUAUGCGAGGCCACCAGUUGGAAAGUACCGUUUUCGGGAACCGGUACCACCGAAACCUUGGCAUGGCAUUUGGGAGGCCAAAACUAUAUACAAAUGUAUGCAGUACUACCAAUAUACACCACCAGGAGGCGAUUUUGUAAUUGGUGAUGAAGAUUGUCUCUACCUGAAUAUCUAUACUCCAGAAUUGGACGCUAAGGCCAAUUUCGACGUCAUAGUUUACAUACACGGGGGCGCCUUUAUGUUCAAUUGGGGGGGUAUUCAAGGGCCGGAGUAUCUCCUCGGCAAGGAUGUGGUUUAUGUCAAUUUGAACUACCGUUUGGGGCCUUUAGGUUUUUUGAGUACUGAAAAUGAGGUGGUACCCGGAAACAACGGUUUGAAAGACCAGAUUUUGGCCUUGGAAUGGAUCAAAAAACAUAUAGUUUAUUUUGGGGGAAACCCGAAUUCCGUUACUCUAAUUGGCAUGUCGGCAGGAGGCGCUAGUGUUCAUUUUCAUUACUUAUCACCUAAGUCACGUGGGCUGUUUCAUCGAGGCAUGUCACAAAGUGGUACCAUGCUAAAUCCUUGGGUACUAAUGGAACAACCAUUGGAAAAAACCCAGAAAAUGGCCACCCAUUUGGGGUGUCCCACUGACACUAAAUCAAUGGUUGAAUGUCUAAAAAGACGACCAGGGCGACAAAUAGUAGAAGCAGUCCGUUACUACCAGCCGUGGUUGUAUAACCCAUUUAGCCCAUUUGGGGUUGUGGUAGAUUCGUGGUCGCAGGACCCAGUCUUGCCUGACCACCCUUAUAAUUUAAUAAAAAGCAAAAAAAUGAUUGAUUCGCCCUGGAUUACGUCCUAUACAAGUUCCGAAGGGUUGUACCCCGCUUCCGAUUUCUAUAUCCAAGAAGAGUACCUUAAUGAAAUUGAUAAAAAGUGGAACCAAGUUUUGCCAUUUAUUUUGGACUACAAUUAUACACUUGACCCAAAAAAACAUGAAGAGAUCAGUCAGAAAAUUCGUAGGUUCUACCUUGGGGAGAAAAGGGUGAAUCGGGAAAAUUUCCUCGACUUUGUUAAAAUUUUAACUGAUCGAUUGUUUGUCUAUGACAUCCAAAAAACCAUAUUUUUGCAAAAUCAAGUAACCAACUCGCCGAUUUUUUUAUACUAUUUUGCAUACAGAGGGGCUCAUAGUAAGUCCGAAUUUUGUUCCGGUAGUACCGAGGAUUUUGGGGCCUCACAUGGUGAUGAUACGGCCUAUAUUUACAAAUAUGACGUUGUCAAAACGGACACUAAUGAUCAAGACAAGAAAAUGAUCAAAUUUUUCGUUGAUUUAAUCACAACCUAUGCACAUACAGGGAGACCCAAAGUUGGGAUAGAGUGGCCACAAGUACCCAAAAAUUUGAAAGAUAAAUUUACAUUUUUGAAAAUCGAUUCUCCGACAAAACUCUCAGUAGGACGUGGUACUGCCGAAAGUACCAAAUUUUGGGACUCGUUGCCGAUCAAAGAGAACGAAAAGUUAUUUCCAGACGUGAAAGAUGAAUUGUAAUUUUUUAUCAUUACUUAUUUUUAUAAUUCUCAAUAAAAGUGAUUUGUUUCUUGCCUCGAA
Messenger RNA from Tribolium madens (black flour beetle), 1804 nucleotides. RefSeq names its product venom carboxylesterase-6-like. The coding region runs from base 65 to 1744 and encodes 559 amino acids. The record is from RefSeq and is a predicted model, not a curated record. The transcript has 5 exons. Lineage: Eukaryota; Metazoa; Arthropoda; Insecta; Coleoptera; Tenebrionidae.